AUGGCCCCAUCCGAACGACGUCCCUUCGACGAUGAUUCUGAAGAUGAGGAAGAUUUCAACCCAGCGCCUGCCGACUUGUCUGACGAUGAGGACAACGCCAAUGACCAGCUUCAGCGUGAAGCCCGAGACAGCAGCCCUGCGAUCGGUCACCAAGGAGAUGGUGACGACGAUGACGACGAAGGUCGCAGUUUGAAUGCGAGGGCUUCUUCAGACCACCAAGGUUCCGACGAUGAUGAUGAAUCGCCCCGGCGCAAAUCUCGAGGGAACGAUGACGAAGAAGAUGACGAGCAGGAGGGUCGAGCAGAUGACGACGAAGAAGAAGACGAAGACGAAGACGAGGAGGAUGAAGACGACGAAGACGUUCAUCAGGGCCAUCGUCGGAAGCGCCGCAGAGAGAGGCGCAAUGUAUUCCUCGAUAUCGAAGCCGAAGUUGAUGAUGAGGAUGAGGCCGAGGACGAGGAACGAGAUGUUGAGGAGAUAGAAGAUUUCAUCGAUCAUUCCCAUCCAGAUGAUCUUGUCGACACCGAGCGUCUGAACGACACGAAACGCCAUCGCGAACUUGAUCGCCGCCGAGAAGUCGAGGCGGGCCUGGAUGCAGAGAAGCAAGCCGAAAUCUUGAGACAACGAUACGGGAAUCGCCGCCCUACUCGCGGCCCCGGGGACUCGACAGUUAUCCCCAAACGUCUCCUCUUGCCGAGUGUAGAUGACCCCAAGAUCUGGGCAGUGAGGGCCAGGGAGGGCAAAGAGCGCGAGGCUGUUCUGGCCAUUACCAAGAGAAUCGAGGACAGGCUCGGAACCAAGAAUGAAUUGCUCAUUACCUCGGCUUUUGAGCGCGGCGGACCUCAGUCAGUCAUGAAGGGUUACAUCUACGUCGAAGCGCAACGCCAGGCAGAUGUUCUGACGGCUCUGGAUGGUAUCCUCAAUGUCUACCCUCGCAGCAAGAUGGAACUUGUGGAGAUCAAGGAUAUGCCAGACCUGCUUCGGGUCACGAAAACUCCAACUCUAGAGCCCGGUGCUUGGGUCCGUUUGCGCCGCCCCCUAAAGCACGCCGGCGAUCUUGCGCAAGUCCUGGACGUCACCGAAAACGGAUUAGAGGCUCGCGUUCGAUUCAUCCCCCGCCUUGACUAUGGAGUUCGCGACGAAUCCAUGUCCAAUGUCGGCGCCGACGGCAAGAGAAAGCGUCCGAUCGGCCCCGGUCCCCGCCCCCCGCAGCGACUUUUCAGCGAGAUGGAGGCGCGAAAGCGCCAUCCCCGCAACGUCGCUGGAGACAAGAACAUGUUCACAUAUAUGGGUGAGGAGUUCGAGAAUGGAUUCCAAGUCAAGGAUAUUAGGAUUCAACAACUUGUUGUCACGGAUGUCAACCCAACGCUAGAAGAAGUUACGAAGUUCGCGUCGGGUGCCGAGGAUGGUACCGAAAACCUUGACCUCAAGGCCCUAGCUGCCAGCCUCAAAGACUCCAAUGCCCUCGUUACCUACCUGCCGGGAGAUGUCAUUGAAGUUUACGAAGGUGAACAGAAAGGAGUCGUGGGUAGGGCAACGAAUGUGCAAGGCGACAUUGUCACCUUGCAAGUCAUGGAAGGAGCAUUGAGAGGUCAGACCAUCGAUGUCCCCGCCAAAGGUCUCAGGAAACGCUUCAAAGUUGGUGAUCACGUCAAGGUCAUUGGCGGAAGCCGAUACCAAGACGAAGUUGGUAUGGUCGUCAAGAUUUCCGAGGAUCGAGUCACGCUGGUUAUCGAUCAGUCCAGCACCGAGAUCACGGUGUUUAGCAGGGACCUCAGGGAAGCAGACGAUAGCGGAGGCCAGGGUUCCCUUGGCCAGUACGAGCUCUUGGAUCUCGUCCAGCUUGACAACACAACCGUCGGCUGUGUGGUAAAGAUUGACCGCGAGUCUUUAGUCGUCCUUGACCAAAACAGCGAACGCCGACAGUUAAUGCCAUCCCAAAUUGCCAAUAAGUUCCCACCCAAGAAGAACGCUGUAGCCGCUGACCGAAGCGGAUCGGAGAUCCGCGUGGGGGAUGUUGUCCGCGAGUAUGGAAAUCAACAGCGCCGUGGAAAGAUUCUUCACAUUCACCAUGGAUUUGUGUUCCUCCACAGUCACGAACAGAACGAAAAUGCUGGCGUGUUUGUACUACGCGCGGCCAAUGUCAACACGGUGGCAGCGAAGGGCGGCAGAGUUAACGCCACUUCGGGCCCAGACUUGAGCGUUAUGAAUCCGGCCUUGAAACGGAACAACCAGAAUGGCGGUCCAGACGGGAAGAUGGGACCCCCGCCAGCUCCCAAGGUUCUUGGACGUGACAAGGCUAUCGGCCAGACGGUCAUCAUUCGACGAGGAGGCUACAAGGGUCUGUUGGGCAUUGUCAAGGAUACCACGGACACAACGGCGCGCGUUGAGCUUCAUACAAAGAGCAAGACGGUCACAGUUCCCAAGGAUCAUCUGAGUUUCAAGGAUAAACACACGGGAGACCGAAUUGACAUCAACACCAGAGGCCGUGGGCCUCCGAUGGGCAGCAGUGGUGGUUACGGUGGAGGUGGCGGCAGAAAUCCCGAUUGGCAAACUGGUUCACGCACUCCAGCAAUGUCAAGCGGGUCUGAGAGAACGCCCGCCUGGGGUAGUCGAACACCACUACAUGCCGGCGGACGAACUCCCGCAUGGAAGUCGAACAACGACUAUUCUGGCAGCCGAACUCCCGCAUGGCAAGAUGGGUCGCGAACUGUUAACCCCUACGACGGAAGUCGGACCGCGUAUGGCUCCGGUUCACGAACACCUGCCUGGCAGUCGGGUGGUAGAACGCCUGCCCCGGAUAGCUAUGGUCACGGAUCGAGAACCCCUGCAGCCUAUGCCAAUGAUAGUUGGUCUGGGUCGAAGACCCCAGGCUAUGGUGUUUCUGCGGCCACUCCCGGAGCCAGCGGCGCCGACUCUUGGGGGUAUACACCUGGAGCGAGUGGAUCAUCUAACGCAUUUGACGCCCCUACCCCAGGUGCGAUGCUAGGAGCCCCGACCCCUGCUGCGAUGAAUGCGCCUACUCCGGGAGCCUACUCCGCACCAACGCCCGCCGCAAUGAGCGCGCCGACCCCUGGUGCUGGCUGGUCGAGUGGUUGGGCCGACUCUGCGCCCACUCCAGCCGCUGGCGCACCGACCCCCGGUGCUAGUGCCUACUACGGUGCGCCCACUCCUGGUGUGUUCGGUGGGGCGGCAGAGACUCCCGCAGCGGCCCAACUCUGGGGCAAGGUUGACGCCAUCAGCCCAGGAAACACCAGCCGCGCGUUCUAUGAUGAUUCCGAGCACCGUCGCCCGCAGGGCGAUACGGCCAGUCGCGCAGUCUCAUCUAUAUCCACCGAACCUCACCACCCCGGUGGCCCUCCCGUUGGUCCUCCUCCCGGUUUUAACGCGGAGGAAGCGAAGAAGCCCCUACCCCCGGAGAAGCCGGCGCCGAAGAAGGAUGUCGCUGCGAAUGAUUCCGCGGCCGUUACUAAGGAUGUGGGAGCCCAAAAGGCGCAGCCGAGCUCGGUGGUUCCCCACGGAAAGGGGAAUGAGCCUGCUGCGGCGGAUAUUACGGUUGCGAAGACUGAAUCUGCCGCGGUGAAGGAAGGGCAGAAAGAGCAGAAGAAGCUCACUCUCAUGCAGAAGGUCAAGAAGGAGGCGCAGCAUUAUUGGGAUGGGACCAAGCUUCUAGCUGCCGAAGUUAGGAUUAGCUCAAAGCUCGCCGUCAAGAUGGCGGCGGGUUACGAGCUCACUCGGCGUGAGAACCGACAACUCCAGCGCACCGUGCAAGACCUUGCUCGUAUUGUGCCGUUCUCGGUCUUCAUCAUUGUGCCCUUCGCGGAGCUCUUACUCCCCGUUGCUCUUAAGCUCUUCCCCAAUCUUCUUCCCAGCACCUACGAAGGUCAGAAGUCCAAGGAGGCCAAGGCGACCAUGCUCCGGGCUACCCGAAACGACGUCAGCAAGUUCCUGCGGACCACACUUAAGGAGACUGGUUUACCAGUGACUUCUGCUGCGACACAGAGGGAGGAGUUUACCACCUUUUUCAGGAAGGUCAGAACCACGGGCGAGCAGCCGACGCCGGAGGAUGUCAUUAGGGUGUGCCAGAUUUUCAAAGACGACGUGACUCUGGAUAACCUUUCUCGACCACAACUUUACUCCAUGUGCCGGUACCUCAACCUGAGCACAUUCGGCAACGACACAAUGUUGCGGUACCAGGUCCGCCACCGCAUGCGCCAGAUCAAGCGGGAUGAUCGGAUUAUUUCUUUCGAGGGCGUUGAUAGUCUCAACGUCGCCGAGCUCCAGGCAGCGUGUGCGAGCAGAGGCAUCCGAACUUUCAGUGUCUCGCCUGCUCAGAUGAGGAAGGAUCUUCAGACCUGGCUGGAUCUCCGGCUGAGGGAUAAGGUACCUUCGACGAUUCUAGUCCUGAGCAAUGCCUACAUGUACUCCGCCGAGGUAACGGACCAGAUCGACGCGCUCAUCGGGGUCUUGUCGUCGAUUCCUGAGGAGCUCUUCCACGAGAUCGAACUCGAGGUUCACAAUGCCGAGGGCGCGGCCACGAACAAGCAGCGUCUCGAGGUGCUGAAGGAGCAGCAAGAGCUCAUCAAAGAGGAGAACGAACAAAACGAAGAGAGUGAGAAUGUGGGCUUGGCUACUCCUAGGGAUGUGGAUAACAUCGACGAUAAGGACGAGAAGCACUUACACGCCGAGGCUGAGGCGGAGAAGAUCGACCCCGAGAAGCCCGAGGCUCCCAAGAUGGUUGCGGGAGAGGUCGAGGCGACCAAGGUGUCUAAGGAGUCCCAGGAGUCUGAGAAAUAG
Molecule: messenger RNA, 4797 nt
Organism: Scedosporium apiospermum
Lineage: Eukaryota; Fungi; Ascomycota; Sordariomycetes; Microascales; Microascaceae
Exons: 6
Coding region: 1-4797 (1598 amino acids)
Biological process (GO): regulation of DNA-templated transcription elongation; regulation of transcription by RNA polymerase II; transcription elongation by RNA polymerase II
Cellular component (GO): DSIF complex
Molecular function (GO): mRNA binding; protein binding; ribosome binding
Source: RefSeq, a predicted model, not a curated record